Nilaparvata lugens (brown planthopper) is the source of this 2493-nucleotide messenger RNA. It is a transcript of the gene Roc2, whose product is annotated as RING-box protein 2. Bases 126 to 440 code for a protein of 104 amino acids. Gene Ontology annotation, biological process: ubiquitin-dependent protein catabolic process; protein ubiquitination. The record is from RefSeq and is a predicted model, not a curated record. NCBI's taxonomy places the organism in Eukaryota, Metazoa, Arthropoda, Insecta, Hemiptera, Delphacidae. The transcript is spliced from 2 exons. Gene Ontology annotation, molecular function: cullin family protein binding; ubiquitin protein ligase activity; zinc ion binding. Gene Ontology annotation, cellular component: nucleus; Cul5-RING ubiquitin ligase complex.
AAUUCAAUAUUUAGAAGGCUGUGAUAUUUUAUCAACUCAUCUGUCAACAAGUUUCAAAAUUCAAAGUUAGGUUAUUGAGUUUAAAAUUACUAAUCUAAAUAAAAGUAUUUAAAUUUUAUUGUGCAAUGGAUCGAGGCGAUUCUGAUUCUCAAAAGUCUGAUAAAAUGUUUUCUCUAAAAAAAUGGAAUGCUGUUGCGAUGUGGAGCUGGGAUGUGGAGUGUGAUACUUGUGCUAUUUGCAGAGUCCAAGUUAUGGACGCCUGCCUCCGGUGCCAGGCUGAGAGCAAACAGGAUGCGCGCUACGGCCGCCAGGACUGUGUGGUGGUGUGGGGGGAAUGCAAUCACUCCUUCCACUAUUGCUGCAUGUCGCUCUGGGUCAAGCAGAACAACCGCUGUCCGCUCUGCCAGCAGGAGUGGUCUAUCCAGAGAAUGGGCAAAUAGUCCACCAACUACUCAAUUCUAUCACAAAUAAUAUUGCCAACAGCAGUGGUCUAUCCAGAGAAUGGGCAAAUAGUCCACCAACUACUCAAUUAUAUCUCAAAUAAUAUUGCCAACAGCAGUGGUCUAUCCAGAGAAUGGGCAAAUAGUCUACCAACUACUCAAUUUUAUCUCAAAUAAUAUUGCCAACAGGAGUGGUCUAUCCAGUGAAUGGGCAAAUAGUCCACCAACUACUCAAUUCUAUCACAAAUAAUAUUGCCAGCAGGAGUGGUCUAUCCAGAGAAUGGGCAAAUAGUCCACCAACUACUCAAUUCUAUCACAAAUAAUAUUGCCAGCAGGAGUGGUCUAUCCAGAGAAUGGGCAAAUAGUCCACCAACUACUCAAUUCUAUCACAAAUAAUAUUGCCAACAGCAGUGGUCUAUCCGUAGAAUGAGCAAAUAGUCAACCAACUAUUCGAUAUUAUCACAAUAAUUUUCAUCCAGAGAAUGGACAAAUAGUCAACUAACCAAUCAAUUUUAUCACAAAAAAUAUUGCCAACAGGAGUGAUCUAUCCAGAGAAUGGGCAAUUUGUCCACUAACCACUCAAUUUUAUCACAAAAGUAUUGCCAACAGGAGUGAUCUAUCCAUAGAAUGGGCAAAUAGUCCCCUAGAUACUCAAUAGUAUCACGAAUUGGGACCAGGAGGUAGCUUCCAACUUAUUGAGUACUGGUGAUCAUAUCCAACAAGGUAAUGGAUGUCAUUCGUUAUUUUUAACCAAACAUUUUAAAGUGUGGAUGUUGAUCAGUUUCUGGGAGAACUAUUAGGGGUGUAAAUGUGGUUUCAUAUUGUAAAAAGUGGAUUUGGUAAUUUUAAGAUUCAUUUUUAUAUAGUUGAAAUAAUUUUUAUUCGUUAUAUCAAACCAAACAUUUGCUGGAUGUUGAUCACGUUCUGGGAGAACUAUUAGGGUUUAAAUUUGGGUUGAUAUUAUAAGAAUUAGAUUUGGUAAUUUUAAGAUUUAUUUUAUAUUGUAGAAAUAAUUUUCAUUUGUUAUUUCAAACCAAAUAUUUAAAGCUGUAGAUGUUGAUCACAUUCUGGGAGAACUAUUAGGGGUGUAAAUUAAUGCGGAUUGAUAGAGUAAGAGGUGAAUAAUUAUGGUAAUUUUUUAAGAUUAAUUUUAUAUUGUGGAAAUAAUUUUAGUUCCUGGAUGUAAUCAUUUCUGUUUUUAUAAUAUGGGCUAUUUGAAGAAUUUAGUUGAUGAAACUCGAAAGAUCAAACCGUUAUCAAUAUAUACACAAUUAAAUACAUUUUACUAAUAACACAAAAUAAAAAAUAUCAAAAGUACCCUUCAUUUUUUAGUAACACUACUAUUUUCAACUCUUCAUGAGUCAUGGUCAAGUUUAAUUAGAGGUAAAACUAGAAGUGUUGGUAAAGUAUUGGUAAAGGGUAGAUACUUUUGAUAGUUUAUUAUUGUGUUUUAUAUUCAGUAGCCCUAAAAAGGGGAGUGUAUAUAAUACUAAUAAAUACAUCAAUAUGAACACCACAUACAACAGAACUCUCCAAAACUUACUAAUCGUUUAUUAUAGAAUAAUAUGACUUUUAGUUCAUUUUUUAUGUUUCUCCAAUCCAAUAAAUUGGAGAAUAAUUCAAAUAAUAGUAUUUAUAAGAGAAUAUCGAUAACAGAGCAUUCAUUCAAGAAAAAUAUUGUAUAAAUGCGUUUAAUCUUUUAAUGUUGGUAUAAUUAUUGAAAAUAAUUAUUUUAUUCCUUUGAAUGUUAACAAACUUGAAACACAGUUGAUGAAAAAAUGUGUAACUUAUCACUAUUAAGUACCAUGGAGAAAAUAUAGAAUGAUAGCUUAUGCUAUCUUCUCUUCAUGUAAGUACUAGCCUAUAUCUAUUCAGGAUUUCCAAUCUUUUAUGAUAAUUUUGUGUAAUUGAAGUGUUGUACGCAUUUAAAUACAGUGAGUAGGGCUGAUUUUAUCCAAAAUGGAACAUGAAUAUAUUGUUGUAAAGGACUGAGUUGAUUGUAAAUGUAUAUAUGUUUGAUAUCUUGAAAGCUAUUAAAAUAUCAAGAACUAUA